GCCCGGCAGCUGUCAGAGGCGGCGGCGGCCGCGGGCUGCGGCGCUGGGAGCGCUCCGCCGGUCGCUCCGCGGUUGCCUCCCCGCAGCCCAUGAUGUGCCUGGAAAGCGACGGCUCCUCCGGCAGCAGCCCGGGCUGCGGCGGGCGGCUGAGAGCCGGUGACGAAGAGGAGGAGGAGGACGGCGAGCGGGGCUGCUGCGGCCGGGGCGCUGAGGGCGAGGUGCAGACCCUGUCGGGCAGGAUGAACCCGCCGGCUACCGGCAAGCACCCCGAGCGUGCGGCCGCCCUCCACAAGGCGCCGAGUCUCGGCCGGGCCCGGGUGGCGGCCGCCGGCAUCCUCAGCGUGGGCAACGUGCUCAACUACCUGGACCGGUACACGGUGGCAGGUGUGUUACUAGACAUCCAGCAGCACUUUGGAGUGAAAGACAGUGGGGCUGGCUUGUUACAAACAGUUUUCAUCUGCAGUUUCAUGGUUGCAGCCCCUAUCUUUGGCUACCUUGGGGACCGUUUCAACAGAAAGAUCAUUCUCAGCUGUGGCAUCUUCUUCUGGUCAGCUGUCACUUUUUCAAGCUCCUUUAUCACUGAACAGUAUUUCUGGCUUCUCGUGCUGUCCCGAGGCUUGGUUGGCAUUGGUGAAGCAAGUUACUCCACUAUUGCACCCACCAUCAUAGGAGACCUGUUCACCAAAAACACACGGACCCUUAUGCUGUCUGUUUUCUACUUUGCAAUUCCUCUUGGCAGUGGCUUGGGAUACAUCACUGGGUCAAGUGUGAAGCAGGUUGCUGGCGACUGGCACUGGGCAUUGCGGGUAUCUCCACUCCUGGGAAUGAUAACAGGGACACUCAUCUUGAUAUUUGUACCUGCUGCUAAAAGAGGAAAUGUUGAACAACUUGGAGGACAGCUGAAGGCUCGGACCUCAUGGCUGAGAGACAUGAAAGCUCUGAUUAGAAACCGCAGCUACGUGUUCUCCUCAUUGGCCACCUCAGCUGUGUCCUUUGCCACAGGGGCACUUGGCAUGUGGAUCCCUCUCUACCUUCACAGAGCGCAGGUGGUGCAGAAGACAGCAGAGACCUGCAGCUCACAGCCCUGUGGCACCAAAGAUAGCUUGAUCUUUGGAGCAAUCACAUGCUUCACUGGUUUCCUGGGUGUAAUCACAGGGGCAGGGGCAACCAAAUGGUGCCGGUUAAAAACCCAGCGAGCUGAUCCUCUUGUCUGUGCUGUUGGCAUGCUAGGAUCAGCCAUCUUCAUCUGUCUGAUCUUCGUGGCUGCCAAGAGCAGCAUUGUGGGAGCCUAUAUUUGCAUUUUUAUUGGAGAAACUCUUCUGUUUUCAAACUGGGCUAUCACAGCAGACAUACUAAUGUAUGUGGUCAUUCCAACACGCCGUGCAACCGCAGUGGCCUUGCAGAGUUUCACUUCACACCUCCUGGGAGAUGCUGGCAGUCCUUAUCUGAUUGGAUUUAUCUCAGACCUGAUCCGACAAAGCACAAAGGAGUCCCCAGUCUGGGAGUUCCUCAGCUUGGGGUACGCACUCAUGCUCUGCCCGUUUGUCGUUGUCCUGGGAGGGAUGUUCUUCCUGGCCACAGCCCUCUUCUUCCUAAGUGACCGAGCCAAAGCUGAACAACACUAUUUUUUAGGGAGGAGAUGGAGGCAUGUAGCAGCUUGUUCAGCAUCCUGGGAGAACUCUGUUGUAGAGUGGGGAACUGAAGCCAUCUCCCUCCAACUGCAGGGUGAAUCAACUUGUGAUGCCACCAGCCUCUGUGAAAGUUUGAGACGUUGCUAGUGAAGGAAAUGCCAUGUGGACUCCUGCUCCCACCACCACACCAAUCUUGAGCUCGAAGCCCUUCCAUACUGGAAACCAGUGGACCCCUCAGCUUUACACCACCCUGGAAGGGUUCUCCAGCACCAAAUCAAUCCCACCACUGCAGCCUGCAGGGUCAGGCAUCAGGACGUGAGCAGGGCAACCUGGAACACAAGAACUUCUUGAGCAUAAGGAUGUUCACAGGUUUCUCUGAGCACCAAAAGCAACUGGACCCCAAAUGUGCUAUCCAAGUGAGUGACUGUAGAUUAUGUAUAUGGUUUUAGUUGUAGCCAACAAAGUCCACAUCGUUUAUAGGGCAACUUACAUCCUACUGAAUGCUGCUGUUGUGUCAGCACCCAGAGACUGCACUAGUUGGGGACCUAUUCUGUACAUCACCUGUUCUUGAACACUGAAGGCUCAAUUCAGAUUAUUAUUAUUUUUUAUUUAAAUAUGUCAUAAGAUGCUUUAUCUCUGCUGAAGACAUUAGAUGACAGAUAUAUAUAUAUAUAUAUUUAGAUAAAGUUUUUAUUUAAACAUUGAAAAUCUGGUGCUGCCUGUGCAACCAUACCAGACAUGAAUAACGUCCACAGCUCUCCUCAUCUCAGCGCCCUGGGAUAAGGCCCUGCAAGGGUACCACAGGAAGAUUUCCAGUGGGUGACUUAGCUGUCACCCAAGGCUGAGCAAUGGGACAGAGGAGAGAGUUUCACUGCACUGGGUGUGCUGGUGGUUGUUACAGAAAGGCCCAGAAGAACUUUGGACUGAAACACACAGGGGCUCUAGAGUUUGCUCAAUGUGCUAAAUUCAGCCUCACCCAAGGACGUUCACAGGUUCUUAAAGUACCAAAAUCCACCUGGCUGAAUUGCUUUAUCUAGGGCCUGGUAGUGCAAUACUGCUGUGCCAGUGACACCCUGCUUUGUUUACGUGCAUAUCAUACUACAUGUGUUGUUCAUGCUAAUACUCUACCACAAGCAGUGCUUAGGCUGAAUGCAUGCCCAACGUCAGGAACAGUCCCAAGGCUACUCUUACUGCGGGGUCACUUUUAUCCUUAUGAAGAUGCAGUUGAGAUCUUUAGUAGACAAGUCAGUGUCUGAACUGUGAGUCUCAAAUGCAGAAGCGUGUAUCUGGAAGUCAAAGUGCCAUUUCACUGCAGUCUUGUUUCCUGCAUUUGGCCUCCACAAGCCAGAUUUCUGCUGUGUCAGGCUGAUGCUGGGAAAGGCAGGUGAGCGCAGGCCCUGGAGCAGGAGCCAGGCUUCCAGAGAAAGGGCAUUGAUUCAGGGAACUUCCCACUCCCUUUGUUCUGUUUAGAUGUCUCCCAAAGGUUAGGUACUCCCCUUAGCACACAGCUCGAGUAGGUAGCAGAUAAAUCAGCAAAGGAAAUGCCAGACUCAGAGAGGAUGCGAGUUCAGGCUGGAAGCUUGUUCAGAGACACAGGAAGGUACUGUCAGUACAUCUGGGGUUUAUCUCCCACUCCAUUCCAGGAUGUGCUAGGUCCUGUAGUACAGCACUGUAGUAGAGAUGAUUGGUAACCCCAGGUAUCACCAAACUGGUUAAUGCUCACCACAGAGCCAGUCUCUGCCCAGAUGGGUCCUGGGGGUGACUCCUGUAACAACAUGAGCCCUUCCUCCUCCUCAAAAUCCAAUGGACUCUUCUGCAAAGGAUGCUCUGUCACCUAAAAUACCUGAACAAGAGCUUUAGGCUCUAAACAACCAGAGCCAAACAUUUUCCUCGCGUGCCUGGGCACCCUCUGGAGAACAGCAAGCAGGUGCUAGAAAUAAUAAAGCAAAGCCAAUCCACAACAAUGCUCCAUUUCCCACCUCAUGCCAGUAUUUACAUUCCUAGGGGAAACAUUCUGCAGUCUGGGAGCCAAACUCUUGGCUUUAAAGGCACAUGAAGUUCUUAUUCCCAUUAAGAAAUUCUUUGUUAAGCUGCUUAAAAAGAAACAAAAAGCAGCCCAACAAUCAGUCAUUUCAUCUCGGAGACCAAAGACGAUAAGCCACAUUUCCUACAUUGCUUUUCCGAUGGGCUCUCUCCAUUGUAGCAUUUACUGUCAACAAAAUGGAGCAUUCCUGCUGAAGUUCAGAGCUUAGGAAUUGCCUUUAACCUUAAUUCUCAGGCGUCAACAAUGGAAAGGGAACUGAAGUGGUGUGUACUUUCACUAG
Molecule: messenger RNA, 3955 nt
Organism: Neopsephotus bourkii (Bourke's parrot)
Lineage: Eukaryota; Metazoa; Chordata; Aves; Psittaciformes; Psittacidae
Gene: SPNS2
Product: SPNS lysolipid transporter 2, sphingosine-1-phosphate
Exons: 14
Coding region: 90-1778 (562 amino acids)
Biological process (GO): transmembrane transport; sphingosine-1-phosphate receptor signaling pathway; lipid transport
Cellular component (GO): membrane
Molecular function (GO): sphingolipid intramembrane carrier activity; transmembrane transporter activity
Source: RefSeq, a predicted model, not a curated record